UAUCAGGCGGCGUUCAGUGUACCAAGCCUGAACUCUGUUCUCUUUCUCUCUACUGGCGCCGGCAAAAUGGGCGCUCAUGUGUCGCGAACGGAUUUCGAAUGGUCGUACACAGACGAACCCCAUGCCAGCCGCAGAAAAGAAAUCAUUGGGAAGUAUCCGCAGAUCAAGAAACUGAUGGGUUAUGAUCCCAACUUUAAAUACCAAGUGGCAGCCCUUGUUGUGCUACAGUUUGCUCUGGCGUAUGUUGCCAAGGACUUCUCCUGGCCGUUACUCCUCCUUACGGCAUAUGCAAUUGGUGGUAUAAUCAACCAUGCCCUAUUGCUUGCCAUUCAUGAGAUAUCUCACAACCUUGCAUUUGGCCACUCCAGACCCAUGUAUAACCGGCUGUUUGGAUUCUUUGCCAACUUACCUAUCGGCAUACCCUGCUCUAUUUCCUUCAAGAAAUACCACCUGGAGCACCAUCGCUACCAGGGGGAUGAAGAACUGGAUGUUGACUUGCCCACUAUGUUUGAAGCCCGCAUGUUCUUUAACACAGCCACCAAGCUGGUGUGGGUGAUCCUCCAGCCAUUCUUCUACUCACUCCGCCCCAUGUUUGUGAACCCCAAGAACCCUCUUGCACUGGAAGUGAUCAACCUAGUUCUGCAGUUCUCAUUUGAUGCUAUGCUGGUGCACUUCUUUGGGGCCAGGUUCCUUGUUUACCUGAUUGCGGCAUCACUUCUUGGCAUGGGACUCCACCCAGUUGCUGGUCACUUCAUAUCGGAGCAUUACAUGUUCACUGAGGGCUUUGAGACCUAUUCAUACUAUGGGCCACUGAACUAUCUGACCUUCAACGUUGGCUACCACAACGAGCACCAUGACUUUCCAAGCGUUCCUGGAUCACGCCUGCCUGAAGUGCGGAGAAUAGCAGCAGAGUACUACGACAAUCUGCCACACCAUGAUUCCUGGACAAAAGUCCAAUAUGAUUUCAUCACAAACCCCAAAAUUGGCCCCUUUGCAAGGAUCAAGCGAAAGUCUAAAAAAACUGAAGUCGAGGCAGAAGAGAAGAAUGGCAAAACGGAUUAGACUGAUGAUUAUAUUGGUAGAAAUUGUGUUUUAGAUGCAUGUACUGAGAGAUUAGACCAACAGAAACAAUGAUGCUGUCAUGUGUAUAGCAAGACAUAAAAGAGAAACAAUAUCCUGGAAAAAACUUUGCCACUUGGCAUAACUUACCAAAGCUAGUUGCAUAAGUAUCACUCUUAUUACUUAUAUUGGAGGCUACUGAAGUUGUUGUUUUUUUACCUGUGAUACAAUGCUUUCUUUGGAGAUUUUUACUAUGUAACCCAAGCAAAAAAAGAGUAGCCAAAAAAGGUUUCCAGACAAGAAGUGUGGUUGUUUAUCUUAAAUUCACAGAAAGAACAAAUACAUGAUAUUGUUUGAAAAAAAAGAUAUUUGUUGAAAACAUACAGAAGUUUUUUAAAUUUAUUUACACUCUUUAACUGGUUCCAUGGUCCUGUUUGAAAACUUCAGUUUAUGCUUAUUUAAAACAAAAGAAAAAUACCUAUAUUAUUAAAAGAUUUCUGAAUUAUGUAACUUACUUUUAUUGUCAAAGUAUUGUCAUAAUAUAUGGAACAUAAUGAAGAUACAGUAUCUAUAAUUUUAUUGGUUGGCCAAAAUUGGCACUUGACUCAAAAUGUCCAAUUUUGCCAAAUUUUCGCCUUUAAAAAGACUUCAGGGCAGCGUAACAGUAUGUUUAGAAUAAUUUUGCCUAAGUCUAGUACCAUUUUUGUGGGCCAUAUUCAUUACUUAGGUUAACGAACACAACUAUUUUAGGUAUUUUGAUUAAAAUAAUUUCAUAAUGAUACAAUAUCUACAUAGAAUGCAAUUUAACAAAAGGCUUCAUUUUCUUCAAAUAUGUAAUAAAUAAUUCUCUUCUAGCUAUUACUCAGGACUCAGACAAUAUCUCAUGUUACUUACUGUAAGUUUAUUUGUUUAAUGUUUAAAAAUAAAGGUUUAGACUCGUAAUAUA
Nematostella vectensis (starlet sea anemone) is the source of this 2005-nucleotide messenger RNA. RefSeq names its product sphingolipid delta(4)-desaturase DES1. Gene Ontology annotation, cellular component: membrane. The transcript is spliced from 2 exons. Lineage: Eukaryota; Metazoa; Cnidaria; Anthozoa; Actiniaria; Edwardsiidae. Gene Ontology annotation, biological process: ceramide biosynthetic process. The coding region runs from base 67 to 1062 and encodes 331 amino acids. Gene Ontology annotation, molecular function: sphingolipid delta-4 desaturase activity. The record is from RefSeq and is a predicted model, not a curated record.